AAGGGGCCGGGCCAGUCUCUGAGAGGUCACAGCUGGGUGGGACCCCAGUGGAGGGACAGAGCAAGAGGAGCCAGCCCCCGGCUGCCCCCAGCAGGACAGCAGGACCAAGGCCCUGAGGUGGGACCACACAUGGUGCAUUCCAGGAGCCAGGUCAGCCUGAUGCUUCCACUGCCCUGUGGGGGGCCCUGGGUUGGGGUUCAGAGCAGAAUGAGAUGGGGGUGAAUGGGGCACCCUAGGCCCAUGGCCACAGCUGCUGUCAGCACAGAGAUGUCUGCCCUGGCCUCGUCCCUCCCCAGGCCUGCAGUGCCAUGGGGCUGCAGAAGGGCAGGAUACAGACCCCAUAGGGGGGACCCCACAGACCUCGGCAGGCCAGCGUAGGGAUGGCAGGAGAGCCGGCUGUGGGGCUGUUCCCUCGUGUCCAAAACAGCAGGGCCUGACCCCUCCCCACUGCCAGGUGACUGCCCCUUGGGACACCUACCAACAUCACCGGUGACCCCACCAUGCGGACUCAGGACUUUCUGGGUUCUAACUGGAAAGUGGGGGGUCAGUUUCAUGCCCCAGCCACGUGACCUAUGGCUUUGGCUACUCAGGCCUGGGUCCCAUGUGCUGGACCGAGAAGGCGGGGACCACCUGCUCUGGCCUGGCCCUCUGCCGGAGCUCGAGCUGGGCCCCUCCCACCUGUCUGCAACAGCUGGGCCGCAGGGUGACACGGGGAGCCGUGGGUAAUGCUCCCCCCGCCCCAAGGUGCCCCUCACCCACCAGGGGCCUCCCUUCCGGGCCUCACUCUCCUUGCCCCCCCCAUCAGCACCUCCACCUGUGUGGGGCUCGGUCACACUCAACCUGCUACGCCUCCCCCCCAGCCCAUGGGGUUCCCUGGAAGCCCCCAGCUGCAGCGGCGAUCUCUCCCACCCCUGGGCUCCCACUGUUCCGUGGUCCAGGCCCUCACGCCUCACGUGCCUCACGCACGUGGCCUGGACAAGAGCAGCACCACCCUGUGCUGCAUGCUGCCCUGUGUCCAGCCAACGUGAUUCGUGUUUUCUCUAGGAAUUCAGGGGUGCCCGGCCUUGUCCUCCCAGAGGGAUGGAGGCAGAGCAAGAGAGGCCAGCUGAGGCACACAGGGGUCCAGGGAGAACCAGACCCGAGACGGGGCUUGGCUGGGAUCCACGUGCACGUGGUCACCCCUGCCCAGCGAGGACCCCCACGCAGAGUCCUGCCGGCGCGGCAAGGCGAUGUGCGGACGCUGAGGUCCUGGGUGCCAGGAUGCUGGGGGACAGGCGGCAGCCCCCAGGGUGACAGCUGCGUGGACGGAGUGGAGGCGUGGGUGCUCGGGAAAGCAGGCGCUCACUUGGAGUUGGCUGAGCCCCGGGGGGCUGGCCACGCCGAUGGCCGCAGCCCAAAGCGGCCUGGCCGUGUCCGGCCCCGGGGUCCCUCCACAACACCCACUCUCCCCCUUAAGACUCCCACGGCACUCGCAAGCCCUCGAUGGGGCCGCCCCACGAGGCGGGUGAAGGUGCCCCAGGUGACUUUGCGGCGCGGGGCCGCCAGGCGUGCCGUCCGGCUCCAGCGGGACAGCGGCCGCCGCGCGGGGCACACGCCAUCCUAACGCAUUCGUGCU
Messenger RNA from Ailuropoda melanoleuca (giant panda), 1615 nucleotides. RefSeq lists its product as uncharacterized. NCBI's taxonomy places the organism in Eukaryota, Metazoa, Chordata, Mammalia, Carnivora, Ursidae. Bases 602 to 1603 code for a protein of 333 amino acids. The record is from RefSeq and is a predicted model, not a curated record. The transcript is spliced from 2 exons.